This is a messenger RNA of Atta colombica, 5056 nucleotides long. RefSeq lists its product as uncharacterized. NCBI's taxonomy places the organism in Eukaryota, Metazoa, Arthropoda, Insecta, Hymenoptera, Formicidae. The coding region runs from base 92 to 5056 and encodes 1654 amino acids. The transcript has 17 exons. The record is from RefSeq and is a predicted model, not a curated record.
AAAGUGUCGGUACAUACUUGUUGGAGCAAAACGUGCAGAAACCGACCAAUUUUUUCCUAAAUCAAUAUUAUCCGUUAUUAUUUAAUAUAAUAUGGAUAAUGAUAGCAUGAAUUUUCAUAAUAUCGUAGACAGUACCGAACAUGAUUAUAAAGUAAAGAAAACGAAAGAAUCAAUGUUGUUAUUGAAACAGAAAAUGUGCAAAACAGAUAUUUUAAUUAAGCAAUAUACUCAAAAUAUGAAAGAAGUUGAAAAUUUAAAAUCAAAUUUGGAAAUCGCAAAGAAAGAGGCCAAACACAUAAUAUCCGAUUAUUCGUCCGCCAAGGAUGAGAUAAGGGAGUUAAAAUGUAAAAUUGUAAAAUAUGAACAAAGCAAUGAAAAAUUAACGAACAAAAUAAAUGACUAUAACAUAAAUAUAGCUGCAGAUAAACAGAGUAUACAACAAUUAACAUGUAAAAUAAAAGAACUGGAAGAAGAACAAUCAGCUAAAAUUAUGGAACAUAAUUUGGACAAGUCAUCCUUCGAAGAUAAAAUUAAAGAAUUGGAACAUGAAUUAAAAAUGUUAAAAAAGGAUGAUAUAUCAACUGUGACGAAAAAAGGUGGUAAAAAAAAGGAGAAAAAAAUAAUUUCUACAGAUGUUGAUACGUCUAAGCAAAGUAUAAGUAUAAAAUCUACUUCAGAUAUUGGUAUUAAUGUAUCACUGUGUAAUAUUGAAUCAAGCAUAAAAUGCGAAGUACGAGACCAAAAUAUUAUGACUGAUGAAUUUUAUCACACAAAAAAUAAUCCACAUCCAUUGUUUUGUGAAAAAUGUGAAGCUCAUUUGUCCCCAGAGUUGACUCCUGAAAAAAUAUUCAAAACUAUGGUUGCAUGUCCAAAAUUAAUUGAAAAAGAUUUGCCUCCUUCACCGAAAAAGAUUUAUUCGCCGCCAUGUCAUUCAUUAUCUAAUACCUACCUGGAUUUUACAAAUAGAAAUGAAGACUCUCUCUCUAAAAUAUCAUCUAUACCUCAUCUAUGUCCUUAUAGCCCAUAUAGUGAUUCAAUAGCAGGCAAUAUAAAAUCACAAUCGGGGAGGUCAUCCACAAUGACACAAAUUUGCGAAAAUGUUGAAUUAAGAAAUACGGAUAUUUCACAUAUACCACUUGUAACCAAUAUACCCAGUAAUCUCAAUGCAAUUCCUACCUUAUUGAAGAAAAAAAUAGAUACUAAUUCUCGUUGUCGUUGCGUUAUGAAUCAUAAGGAUGAUAUCUCGCUAAAUUCGAAUCUAAUUUCUUUAAUCUGUAAAGGUGUAGCAGAAUAUUUCAAUGAGAAAAAAGAAGCAUGUCCUAAAAAUGAGCGAGAUAUCGAUUCGGAAAAGUGUAUUUGUUGCUCAAAAAGGACAGAGCUAAAAAGGAGACAAUCAUGUAAUGCAUAUAAAAGCAUGUUUUCGAAAAUUGAAAAUUUUGAUGAAAAUGAACGAGUACGAGAUACAUGUUGUGAUAAAACUGAGAAUGCUACGAAUAUUAUUGAUGUUUUACAAUUUAAUCAUACAUCUAAGAAUAUAUUGUCGAGUGUACAUAAGAAUUCAUAUUCCAAUAUAAAUAUAUCCAGCACAUCUCUUAAUGACAUUGAAAUCGACAAAGAGUUACUUCAUAAGCAAAAUACAUUGCAUUCAGUAGAAGUAGUACCUGUUGAAAAUAAUUUUACGAUGUCACGUUUAAGCAUUGACAAAUUAUAUGUAAACAAUGAUAUCUUAAAUAAAAAUAAUGUAGUAGACGCUAACGAUGUAGAUAAUCAAACUGAAACUGGAACAAUGUCCUUGUCUAACAAUAAAAAAUCUUUGGAUCAUGCUGAUGAAAAAAAUAAAAUAGAAAGAAAGGGCCAAAGUGUGCAUAAAGAUCAAGUUGAUGAAAUGUACACAAGAGAUGAUUUCUUAAGUAAUCAUACUAUUGAUAUUCAGAUAGAAACUAGAAAUAUAUCUAAUGAAAAUUCUACUGAUAAUGGCAAAAUUAUUGAUAUUAACACAGAAAGUGAAAUGAAAAGAAAGAGUCAAAAUAUGCAUAACGAUAAGAUUAGCGAAAUAUAUGCAAGCGAUGAUCUUUUCGGCAAAAAUAAUGUAAAAGCUAUUGAUAUGGAUAAUCAGAUAGAAGCUAGAACAAUAUUCUUAUCUAACGAUACAAAUUCCACUUAUCAUGCUUAUAGUAAAAUUGACGUGAAUGCAGAAGAAAAUAAAAUAAAAACAAAGGACCAAAAUAUAAAUGAAGAUAAACUUGAUGAAAUACAUGCAAGCGAUAAUCUUUUAAGCAAAAGUAAUGUAGAAACUACUGAUACGAAUAACCAGACAGAAACUAGAACAAUACUAUUACCUAAUAAUGAAAAUUCUACUAUUGAUGGCAAAAUUGUUGAUAUUAAUGCAGACAAAAUUGAAAUAAAAAGAAAGUGCCAAAAUAUAUACAAAGAUGAGCUUAAAAUAAACACAAGCGAUAAUAUCUUAAACCAAGAUAAUGUAGAAAUUGUUGAUAUGGAUAGCCAGACAAAAACUAGAAUGAUAUCUAACAAUGAAAAUUCCACUGAUCUUGCUCAUAAUAAAAGUAUCGUUAUUAAUGUAGAAAAACGUAAUAUAAUGAGAAAAGGCCAAAAUAUACAGAAAGCUAAAGUUGGUGAUCGCUUAUUAAAGAAUUUACGAAAUUUAAAGAGAAAGAAGCAAUCAAUUUCGCGUUUAAAUAAGCAAGAGAAUAUUAAAUCAUAUUCAGAUCACAAUUUUGAAAAUCUUGAAUUAGCAAAAAAACCGCGAAUUGAAAACGAAAAAGAGAUUAAUGACAGUUCAUUAAAUCAUAUUAAAAAUUUGAAAAGAAAUUUAGAUAUACAAGCAGAGUCCACAAAUAAACAAACAGAUGAUAAAUUAUGCUCUAACCAUUAUGAACCGAAAAAAGUACGAAUCGCACAUACUCCAAAAAUGUCAGUUCAUCAAUUGAGCGUCAAUAGAAAUAAUUCUACACAUUGUACGAUAAGAAAUAUAGCUAUUUUAGCUACUUUAGCGAUUCGACAAAAAAAUAAUAAAUGUGAUGAGGAAAACGUUGUCAAGUCUAUCGAAACAAAUAGUAUUGACGAAAGACUUGUAAACGAAAAAAAUUUAAAUUUGAUGAAUAUUGAAAAUUCUCUUCAAAAUAAUGAUAUCACUCCACCUGCUAUUAAUAUUGAACAUGCUGAGCUUGCGAAAUGUGAUGAUGUGAUUGAAGAUACAACCAACAAAAAUAUUUCAAUAGAUAGAGUAGUAGGAGAGACUUUGAACAAUAGUGACGAGUCGAAUGUAGUACACAACAAUAUUGUAAAUGGUACAGCGAAUAAUUUAAAACUUGAAAAAUCAAUUUCAUUGAGAACACGUGUUAUUACCCGCUCUAUAUAUAAAGACUUAAAACAUGACAAAGUUAGUGAAACAUUGGAUACAAUUAAAACUAGAAAAGAGAUGUCGCCAACCGCUGAAUUGGAAUAUGCUUCUGAGAUAUUUGGAAAUAAGAGUCACAACGAUCACAUUUCAAAUGAUGAAUCAUCGGUUCUAUCUGAUCGAUCAAACAUGGAAGCAACACGAAAUGAAGAUUACAAUACUAGCGGAAUAUCUGACGGGACUGUUGCAAUUCCAUGUUCACCAUUAUCGAGAGACAUCAAUGAAAUGAAUAAUGCAAGAAACAUACAAGAAAAAACUUGUAUUAGUAAUAGAGUAAUUAAGAUGCAGGCUAUCGAAAUAAAAACUCAAAAUAAAAAUCUAGUCAUGAAUCAACGAAAUAAAAAAAUGGAACUUGUCUUUGUCCCUCAUAAUUUCGAGGAAUCUCAGGCGCCAAUAUCACGAUUAUAUAAAUAUAUUAACAAAAAGAAAUGUACCAAAAAACAUAAAUUAUCAUGUAAAGAAAUAAAAUACGCUUAUAAGAUAACAGAUAAAUUUGUAAAGAAGCAAUUACGACGACUUAUGAAUAGUGAUUGGAAAGAUUCUAUAUAUGAUUCCAUACAUGACGAUAUAAAAGUAAAAUUGAAAAAUACUUGCGGACCUCGUAUCAUAGCCAAAUGCAUAGUAGAGUUUAUAAUAGACGAAGUCGAUCAUACAGAAGCUUUGGAUAAAUCAUUUACUCCCCCAGCACCAUUGAUGACGAAAUUUGAACAGAAGAUCGUAACGUUAUUAUUCGAUUUAGAAGCAUCGAAACCAAUGGUGAUUUAUUUCGUACAAGCUGCCAUCGAAUUUCAUAUGUUUAGACUUGAUAGUGAUGUGAAGGACCCGAUUGAUUCGCUCACACGGAUAUAUGUCGUUCUGUCACGUAUUCAGAAGGAUAGAGAAAAAGUACGCAUGAUGUGUUGCAGUGCUCUCUAUUGCAUGAAUCUGAAAUCAAUAGCUGUUUUAAAUACAAUAUUAAUGUGCUGGUCUGAAGUUCUUCCGAAUGCUGAGACGAACAAAGAAAUAUUAUCAAAAUGCAUAGCCUUUCUUAUCAACUCACUACAUAUUAGUACCGAUAAAGACCGAAUAUUAAAGAAAUUAAAGCAUUUAAAAUCAUUGGUAUCGAGAUGUCAUAACUAUACUAGCGAAACAGUAAAUGAUAUUGUUAAGGAACUUAUGACUGCUCUUAAAGCUAAACGGAUCGAGGGUUUGGAUACAGCUAUUAUACUUGUUGCAAAGCGAGAAAAGGCACAAUGGACAUAUAAAAAUAUUAUUGAAUCUGUUCUAUUACCAAUGAUUAUAAGUAAUCAACAUCCCUGCAUAUACAGUGCAUUUUCUUUACUCGGAAGGCUUUUGCGCGCAUUCCCAUUACAAGAUAAAAAUCAAAUUGUGCACGACAUCUCUGAACAGCUCUGUGUCCUUAUCCAAUCUGGCCAAGGUUCACACGAUCAACAAGAAGGCAUAAUAUCUGCAUUGCUCAGCCUUUCAAGACAAAAAUUCGAUGUUAUAUCGUGGCCUGUAAUAAAAUGGACGCCGAGUAAAUCUUUAAGACCGAUUGUCGACACACAACUGCAGACGUUCUUACAUACACGUACUUCAAAAUUUUGGAAAGAAUAUUUACAGAAAAAAAAUAUUAAACUUAUCCAAAGUAAAACUUGA